CGCGGAAGUGGGGGAGCAAGAGCUUACUCUGAGCAAAAACGAAGACGCGGCGUCGGGCUCGGACGUCGAGAAGCGGCAUCACCAUUCGCAUGACUUUGAGGAGGACGACCACACUGCUCUCGCGCAGCUCGUCGGCGUCGGGAUUCUCGAGUUUGGCGUGAUCCUGCACAGUGUUUUGAUCGGUCUGACGCUCGCCGUGGACCCAGACUUUAAAGUCCUCUUCGUCGUCAUCGUCUUCCACCAGCUCUUCGAGGGGCUCGGCAUCGGCUCGCGGCUGGCCUACCUCAAGGUCCCGCCCAAAUACAAUUACAUACCGGUGCUCGCGGCGCUCGUGUACGGGCUGACGACGCCGCUCGGCGUCGCUGCGGGGCUCGGCGUGCGCACGACGUACAACCCGGGGUCCGCGCGCGCCGCGGCGGUGUCGGGCGUGCUGGACGCGCUGAGCGCGGGGAUACUGAUCUAUACGGGCCUCGUGGAGCUGCUCGCGCACGAGUUUUUGUUUAGUCGGGAGAUGAGGGAGGCGGGGGACGGGAAGAUGGCGUAUGCGGUUGGGUGCAUGAUGCUUGGGUGCGGGAUCAUGGCGCUGCUGGGCAAGUGGGCGUAGGGCGUGCGUGGCGUGUGCGUGCGUGCGUGCGUGCGUGUGGUGCGAUGCGCGGGGACGAUCGCCUUGUACGCUCGCGCUCGCGCUGUGAGGGCGUGAGAGACGCGCGAUGUGUCGCGAUGUACUUGCUGUUACUGUUUGGGAGCCCUGCGUGUUUCUUUCUUGGUUUUUGGCCACGAUUAUCUUGCGUUGCGUUGUUUCACUUUUUUUUAUUGCUUUUAGAUGAGACGAGACGGGGCCUGCCCGCUUCCACUUCCACUGCCAUCGGGGACGGGGAGGAGGGAGGGAGGGAGGGAGGUCGACGGUGUAGGAUAGUUGUACGCGCUACUACUUCUUGCCGCUUGCCAGCACUAGCAUCGUAGCUAGCAUCAGAGCAUCAUAGCCAGCAUUAUAGCAUCAUAGCUAGCAUCAGUGCAU
Messenger RNA from Heterobasidion irregulare TC 32-1, 1018 nucleotides. RefSeq lists its product as uncharacterized. The transcript is spliced from 3 exons. The record is from RefSeq and is a predicted model, not a curated record. The coding region runs from base 649 to 963 and encodes 104 amino acids. NCBI's taxonomy places the organism in Eukaryota, Fungi, Basidiomycota, Agaricomycetes, Russulales, Bondarzewiaceae.